AUCCCACUCGAGGAGGGAUUCCCACCCAGGUAUUGGGGGAGCUGUUUGCAGCGUGUAGGGAAGCUAGGAGUCAGCCCUGACCUGCGUUACUGACAGAGGGUCUGAAAGCACCUACUCUGUCUACUUGCGGGCUUUCUGGAACUUGAAGAAUCAGCUAGAGGCAUGGAGUCCAUGCACAUAAGUUAAAUUUUGUAGAUGCUCUCAUUCAGGAGUAAACAUGGCCUUAGUUUCCUGUAACUAAGCAUGGUCUACACUCAGGCUAUGUCUACAUUACCACUUAUGUCAGUAUAAGUCAGCCCCUGAGUGACAUAAGUUGCAUGGACCUAAACACCAGUGUGGACAGCACUAUGGCAGUGGGAGAGCUUUUUCCACUGACAUAGGUGCUGCCGCUUGUUGGGAGUAGAUUAACUGAGUCAAUGGGAGAGGUCUCUCCCGUCUGCUUAGAGCGGCUACACUAUAGAGCUCACAGCAGCACUCUCUAGUGUAGCCAUAGCCUUAAAAGUUAGGCUGAGGUAGCUAUAUUAGUCAGGGGUAUGAAAAAACACACCCUUGAGUGCUGCAGUUUUGUCAAUGGAAGAAUGCUUCUAUCAACCUAGUUACUGUCAGUUGGGGAGGUGGUGUUCCUGCAUUGGUGUAGGCUGCAUAUAUGCUACGGGGUUAUGCCAGCGUAGUCUCCUGGAUCCUCCUUGCAUCUUUCCUUGCCCUUUGAAGGUAUCUUCACACCUUUAGUUUAUUUGCCUUAACUUUUCUAAAUGUCCUCCUACUCUCUGCAUGAGGAAGUGUCCCUCCUUUGAAACUGUAGCUCCUUUUCUUCUUGUGGAUGUUGUUUUACUUCAGGAUUUAGAAAUACACUCUGUUACCACUGCCAGUUUUUACUGCUCUUAUUUGGAAAAUAUUGAUCUGUUUUGUUUGUUGCAAUGUUUGUACAGGGGCUUGCAGUUGGCAGUGCUUGUUUUAUGUUUCUGCACCAGUAAUGUUGAAGAGGCAACAGCGGUUUGAGAAUAAAGUCCUCUCCCUGCAUGAAAAAGACAUUGAUGAAGUUCUACAGACCAACACAGUAUUUGUAAACGUCUCUAAAGGUCAAGUUGCAAAGAAGGAAGAUCUCCUCAAAGCUUUUGGAACUGAAGACCAAACAGAAAUCUGCAAGACGAUUUUAACAAAAGGGGAGUUGCAGGUAUCUGACAAAGAGCGACACACACAAUUGGAGCAGAUGUUUAGAGACAUUGCAACUAUUGUCGCUGAGAAAUGUGUGAAUCCUGAAACAAAGAGGCCAUACACAGUAAUCCUUAUAGAAAGAGCCAUGAAGGAUAUCCACUAUUCUGUUAAACCAAACAAGAGCACCAAACAGCAGUUAAUGUCUCUGCAGGCUUUGGAAGUGAUCAGACAGUUAAAGGAGACUAUGCAGAUUGAGCGGGCUCACAUGAGACUGCGGUUUAUUCUCCCAGCAAAAGAGGGCAAGAAGCUAAAAGAGAAGCUCAAACCACUGAUCAAAGUUAUAGAGAGUGAAGACUUCGAUGAGCAGUUAGAAAUUGUGUGCCUCAUUGAUCCAGGCUGCUUCAGGGAGAUCGACGAACUGAUCCGGUGUGAGACUAAAGGGAAAGGCUCGCUCGAAGUGCUCAGUCUGAAAGAUGUGGAAGAAGGAGAUGAAAAGUUUGAAUAAAACCCUUCCACCAACAUCACUUUUGUGGCAAACACUAUAAAGAGGCAGAGUUAGGCCACCUCAUUCUGUUAAGGUUUUUGUUUUUCCAACCUAUUGCUGCCAAAUAAUUGCUGUCACUAGCUCUAUUUGGGAUUAUUCCAGGCCAUGUUUCCUUGCAUUUGUCUGGGUAACAAGUGCCUUUUAAUAAAGAGGUGUUUGAGUGUUCGAUUUGCACUAAGCAUAAAGUUAUAGGACUUAACAGUGAAAGGCUAUACUAGCUUUGUUUUGGUGUGGGUAUUGAUUAUAUUGGUGUUCAUCUGCGCCAAGCCCUUUUCCCUUUAAUUUAGUGCUGGGUGGAAGGCUGCAUCUAUCCCAGAGCCGUUUAUUGCGUAUGAGGAGAAACAUGCACAGGCAAAAGAAUUAAAUGAAGUGUCACUCUUAAAACAGUGCAUGGAGUUACUGUGUAUAUUAUUAACCUUGUUUAAUGGCAGCAUUAAACAUGAGUGACCUAGACUGCCACAUGCUACUGCUAGAGAAAUUUCACUAUUUGUAAAUAGACCAUUCUUAUAUAUUUUAUUCAUGGGAUACAUGCAAAAUAUACAUCCUAACCUGGAGAAAAGUGUUCCCCUAAUUCAUUCUUUCAACUGUUAAAUGAAUUAUAAUAUAUAUAAAGUAUUUUAUAGGAUCUGGCACUAGUGUAGUGGUCCUUUAUGCUUGUGUGAGGCUGAAGCUGUGCUCCCAAAAUAUGCAAAAAUUCACUACUAAAAUAAACCUGAUCUAGACUAGGUAAAGGAAUCUGCUCCUUGAGAUAGAGAAGCUCCCAGCGUACCUUAGUUUUCCCCUGCUGGACUUGUAUAUGUUCCUUUCCUUAUCCAAGAUAAAAGCCAAAAUGCUUUAAACCUCUCUAGUAUCUUCAUGUUCAACCCUUUGUGUGUCUUGCUGAUGUCCACACACACUUUCUACCAACCCACCUGCUGCAGAAGACAGCACUCUAAACUACUUUGCUAAAAUUACAGUACAGUUUUUCAAACAAGAUAGUAUAUGAAUAAUACAGCUAAGCAGCUCUAAGAUGUAUUCAUACUUCCUGAGGCAGAAUACACAAUAGUGGGGAAAGAGUAAAUGAUAUUAACUUGGCCUACCCAUCCAUGGAUUGUUCAAGGAUAAACAUGGAGUUUAAAUGGAGCCCUUGGCAUUAAACAUCAACUUCUGUGACAGUAGUAUGAUGCAGCAAAAUAUGCAUUAGUUGUUUGGUACCAUUUCUGUUUCCUAGUUUAGGGGAUGAGCCAGUACUGUGGUCACUUGCUGCCUCCUAGAGGGAAGUGGCAUAUGUAUUUUGUGACAGGUGUCAGCUGUCCUCUGAUUUGAUGCAUACAGUUUCUGUGAAGACCUAGAUGAUGAUAGCAAUAUCUGUUUGUUGUAGUUAUAAACUAACACACAAGUACCUAGCAAAGCCCCUCUGUGCCCCUCAGGAAUUUACCUCCCCUUUAGUUUGACAGCCUGAGCUUGUUCAUGGGUCAGAUUGCAGGGGAGGCCAAUAAGAAAUGUAAAAGUACUUAAGUUGCAUUGGAGUUUAAGUCCCACUGAUAGUCAGUGGGAUAUGGGUUCCUUAGUCAUUAAGCAUUUUGAAAAUUGAAAUUACCUGUGUGAUUUUGCUGCCAUGUCUUCUUAUGUGGACAUACAUUAGACUAAGUGGCUACACACAAACUAUACUAGUACAGUUAAGCUGGCACAUUUCCCCAUGUUGAUAAGCCAUUGAUUGUGCUCAUCUUUGAGAUGGUUGAGCACCAAAGAUACUUAUCAGUAUCAAUAUCCCAUUGAGAUUAACUGGGCAAUUCAUUACUCUUAUCUAGUGUUUUGGGUUGCCGACAGCUUCAGCCAUCACUGCAUCCAUAAUGAUUAGAGCUGUUUUUCUUUAGGGAUAAAGCAUAGUUUCUGAAGAGCAAACUUGGGAGCUAGCAGGAGAAAGAGGAGUUGCAUAAUUUAGCAGAAUCCAGUUCACAAACUUGGGGAGGGGAGGGAGUCUAUUUCCAUGUAAAGCCUUCUCUAGAAUUUGGGUGAAUUGUUCAGGUUUUUUCUUAGUAGAGGGAGUUCCUUUUUGAUUUUUUGUAAUUUAUGUACAGUUGGUUUGUUUAGUAUUUAUGGGUCAGGAAGAAUGGCUGACAAUAUCAAAAUAAACCUUAUUAAAGUU
Molecule: messenger RNA, 3827 nt
Organism: Chrysemys picta bellii (western painted turtle)
Lineage: Eukaryota; Metazoa; Chordata; Testudines; Emydidae
Source: RefSeq, a predicted model, not a curated record